AUGAUCUCCUUUGGAUACUGCCAAAGCAAUGCUGAUCAUACCUUAUUUAUGAGGAAUUGUAGAGGCAAAAUCAUACUACUUAUUGUCUAUGCGGAUGAUAUUGUGGUAACUGGUGACGAUAAGGAAGAAAUGGCUCUUUUAAAGGAGCGCCUAGCACAGAAGUUUGAAAUCAAAGAUUUGGGAAUGCUCAAAUACUUUCUUGGAAUAGAGGUUGCCAGAUCAGAUAAGGGAAUCUUUAUUUCUCAAAGAAAGUAUAUCUUGGAUCUGUUGGAAGAAACAGGAAUGCUGGGCUGUAAACCGGCAGAGUCUCCUAUUAAGGCCAAUCAUAAAUUGCAAGCUGGAGUUGAAAAAUCAGUGGAUUUAGGAAGAUAUCAGAAGUUGGUUGGCAAACUAAUUUAUCUUUCGCACACUAGAUCGGACAUAGCAUAUGCAGUUGGUCUAGUGAGCCAGUAUAUGUAUGAUCCCCGUGAAUCUCAUUUGGAGGUUGUUUUCUGCAUCUUGUGA
This is a messenger RNA of Hevea brasiliensis (rubber tree), 504 nucleotides long. RefSeq lists its product as uncharacterized. NCBI's taxonomy places the organism in Eukaryota, Viridiplantae, Streptophyta, Magnoliopsida, Malpighiales, Euphorbiaceae. Bases 1 to 504 code for a protein of 167 amino acids. The transcript has a single exon. The record is from RefSeq and is a predicted model, not a curated record.